GGCAUGGUGCUGGGACUGGCCUCAGGGAGAUCCUCAAAUGUCACGGUGCUGGGGGCGGCAAGUUGGUUGGGAGUACUGUUGAGGAGAUGGCUCGGCAGCAUCAGGAGUGGCUUGAAGACCUUGUCAUACGGCUGCUUUGUGUGUUUGCCCUUGACAGAUUUGGAGACUUUGUGUCUGAUGAGGUGGUAGCUCCGGUUAGGGAGACAUGUGCCCAGACGCUGGGCAUGGCCCUGAGACACAUGCUGGACGGCGGUGUCACCAUGACAGUGGGCAUAUUGCUCAAGCUGCUGACAGAGGACCAGUGGGAAGUCCGACAUGGAGGACUUUUAGGCAUUAAGUAUGCUCUGGCAGUUCGACAAGAUCUGAUUGGAACGCUGCUUCCCAGGGUUUUGCCUGCCAUUAUUGAGGGUCUCCAGGACUUAGAUGAUGAUGUCAGGGCUGUAGCGGCUGCUGCACUCAUCCCUGUUGUGGAGGGGCUGGUGCAACUGCAGCCCACCGAGGUCCCGUUCAUCGUGAACACGUUAUGGGAUGCUCUUUUGGAGCUGGAUGACCUUACUGCCUCCACCAACAGCAUCAUGACUCUGCUUUCGUCACUGCUUACCUACCCUCAGGUCCGACAGAGCAG
This is a messenger RNA of Paramormyrops kingsleyae, 625 nucleotides long. The record is from RefSeq and is a predicted model, not a curated record. NCBI's taxonomy places the organism in Eukaryota, Metazoa, Chordata, Actinopteri, Osteoglossiformes, Mormyridae.